UUUGAAGACCGAGGACAUAAAAAACAAAAUAAAACAUAUAAAAAACCAGUUCAAGUUGCACUCAAUGACGAUAUAAAAAAAACGAAUUUAUACAAUAAGAUCAUUUAAUAUAACUGUUUAAUAACCUACCAUAACAUGUUACAACAUGCUAAGUUAGACUAUUUGUACAAAAAAUUCUUCACAAAAGAAUAACUUAAAUCCACAUUGACUUGACAACAAGAAUGCCAAUUAUGCCAACAUUAAGGUACAUAGACGUGAGGGGAUGUAAUUGGAGUAAUGGGAACUAAGAGACCCUCCAUUGACCAUUUCCUUUCCCUCUUCACAAUCCAUCCAAUUUCCUAAACACUCUUUCCUUGUUUUUCUCUCUUCCACUUCUCUGCCACUCUCUUCUCCUUAGCAAUUUUUUCUAUGAUGAAGAAACAAACAAAGAAAACAACAACACUAGUACAAUACAAUAAUUAAUAAUCAACUCGAAAAUUCCCAUCUAACAUGCCGCCUUUCUUCAUUUGAUCCUUCAUUUAUUUACCUAAAUGUGCUACAAUGUAUCGCAGGACGCUGACUAUGAACUGGGAUGGUCUCGGAGAAGACGAUGACGAAGAUCACUUCUUCGAGUCCCAAACUCGGCUUUCCACAGCCGUUCCUCAAGACUUGGCGUCCUCGGGAUCAGAUGAUGAGGUCGAGUUCGAGGAUAGUCGACGUUCUUUCUCAGCCUCGGUUUCUAUCAAGAAUAGUUUCCGAGGCCUUGAGAUGGAGACUGCAAAAACCGUCUCCUUCUCCACUCCUCCUCCUCCUCCCAUUGUCAUGGAAGAUUACGGCAUGUGGAUGGCUGAACCUGGAGAUGUCAAAGAGCGUCGAAAACGCUUACUCCAGGGAAUGGGGUUGACAAGCAAGAAAGAACUCCUCAAGAUAACAAGUGCCAAAGUUGUAAGAGCCAUUUCAAGAAAAAUUGAACCAUGCCAAGAUACCAAAUCAACAGUUGAGAAUAUCUCUCCUACAAAAGAGCUAAUGCAAGAGGAAGAACAAGAGCCAGAGCCUUCGACUUCUCCACCAAUUUUGCUCGUCAGGUCUAGAUCAGACGGUGACAUACAAUUUUUCUCUGUAAAUACAAAGAAAAGGAAAGAACAACUUAUUGGUGACGUUUCUAAACAACGUCUCACCAGGACAUUUUCAGGAGCUUUUGCACCAACCACAAGAAUAUGCCAAUACACAAAUUCUGCUGCUGUAAUGGCGCCGCCUAAAAAGGGCACAAGUAAAUCUUCACCACCACAAAAUGGAAGUGAAACGCCAUCAUCAACAUUGCCCAAUGGAAGUGCUGAUUCGGGAUUUGCUUCGUUUUUCCUGAUAAAAAAUCUGGACACUGGAAAGGAAUUCAUUGUCAAAGAGUCCAAUGAAGAGGGAAUGUGGAAUAAGCUCAGUGAUUUACAAACAGGGAAGCAACUUUCCAUGGAGGAAUUUGAGAAAUCUGUGGGAUACUCACCUGUUGUUAAGGAACUUAUGCGCCGGGCGAAUAGUUCAACAAAUGAUGAAAGAAAACUAAAUAUGAAUGCAUAUCUCAGCAAGAGUUUCAGAUAUAGCAAGAAAACAGGAGUUGCUCUUUUAAAGAACAUAAAAGGAGUUGCAAAUAGCAUGAGUGGAAGAAUAGCUGAUAAAGAACUCGAUCUGCCUGCACCGGUUGAACAGAAACAGAAUAACAAGAAUUCCUCCCAAUGGAUUAAAGUCCGGCAGCAAGGAAAAAUUCACAAAGAAUUCACAGCUUUACAAUUGUGUCAGGAAAUUCAGGCUCAUGAGGGCUCCAUAUGGACUAUAAGAUUCAGCGCGGACGGUCGAUAUCUAGCAACUGCCGGGGAAGACAGGGUAAUUCAUGUGUGGGAAGUACAAGAAUGUGAUGUUAUGUCUACAAAACCAUCUGAUGAUCCGAAUUCUGUUAGAGACAUGCCAAUGGCUGGAAGUAAUUCGGAUCGUCCACCUCUGCCAGUUAUGACUCAUAUGCAACCAGAUAGAAGGAAAAAAGGGAAGACUUCUAAUAAGAAAAAGGGAAACUCACUUCCAGACUAUGUAAAUGUACCAGAAACUGUAUUUGCUCUAUCAGAAAAACCAGUAUGCACCCUCAAUGGUCAUCAGGAUGAUGUGCUAGACCUAUCUUGGUCAAGUUCUCAGCAACUUCUUUCAUCUUCAAUGGACAAGACGGUCAGGCUAUGGGAUUUGGAGACUCAGAGCUGCUUAAAAAUGUUUGCGCACAACGAUUAUGUGACCUGCAUACACUUCAAUCCAGUAGAUGACGAUCACUUCAUCAGCGGUUCACUGGAUGGAAAGGUUCGAAUUUGGAAUGUAUCUGAUAGAAAAGUGGUGGACUGGACUGAUCUUCAUGAAAUGGUUACUGCUACUUGCUAUACUCCUGAUGGCGAGGGUGCUUUAAUUGGCUCACAUAAAGGAAGUUGUCGCAUGUACAGUACUUCUGACUGCAAGCUGGAACAAAAAGAAAACUUUGAACUCGAACCAAAAAAGAAGUCCCUAGCCAAAAAAGUCACUGGUUUUCAGUUUGCUCCAGGGAAUCCAGCAGAAGUGCUUGUAACUUCAGCUGAUUCGCGUGUUAGAAUUAUUGAUGGAUCAGAAAUGACCCAUAAAUUUAGAGGUUUCCGGAAUACAAGCAGCCAAAUUUCAGCUUCAUUCAGUCAAGAUGGGAAGUAUAUCAUAAGUGCAAGUGAAGACUCUCAGGUUUAUAUCUGGAAGAGAGAAGAACCUAAACCUACAAGCGGUAAAUCUAGAAGUGUAGUCAACGUUCAAGCUUAUGAGCACUUCCCAUGUAAAGAUGUUUCAGUUGCUAUCCCUUGGCCUGGCAGUAUAAAGAAUCAGCCACCACUUGCAGAUCAGAUAAAUUCCAAAAGGGAUUCAAAAUGUUCCCCGCCACCACAUCCCACGAAUGGCUCUCCCACUAAGGAAGACAACUCGGCUGGUGCAAAUAGCAAGAGGAAUUUACCACCUCUGCCGGCCAAGAAAAACGGUGCGGAGGAGAAAAUCCAAACUUGUCAAGAGGAGGACUUGGCUCAAGACUCUCCAACAGAUCCUGGUGUUGGUGCAAGUGAAUCGUUUUCAUCGAGUUCUCCAUCAAUCAGAGAUGGCGACUCGCCUUCUAUGUCUUCUUCCAGCAGGUUUGAUGGUAGCAACAACAACCAAGGAAAUAACAUUAUCCAAUCAACAGCAUGGGGCAUGGUAAUCGUGACAGCAAGCUCGGGAGGGGAAAUAAGGGUCUAUCAGAACUUUGGGAUGCCAAUUAAAGCUAGUCGACCAACGAAUCUCUUUUGACACUUAACUAAAAAAGUUUGUGAAUUCAGAACAAAAUGCUGCCUCCAUUAAUCCCAUUACUGGGCAUGCAAUUUUUUUCUUUAGUAGUUGUUAAGAACUAGAGUCAAGCUCAAGUUCAGUAUGCCUUCCACUUCAAAUGUCUAUGAUGUCAAACAGGCGAUUUUGGUACCUUUUUAGAUUAGAUACCAAUUAGUCACAGUUUUGUUCGAUGUUCCAAGAAAUUAAACAUUUUUGGCUUGUGAACUUGCUUUGUGUAAA
Molecule: messenger RNA, 3561 nt
Organism: Lycium barbarum (goji berry)
Lineage: Eukaryota; Viridiplantae; Streptophyta; Magnoliopsida; Solanales; Solanaceae
Exons: 7
Coding region: 541-3303 (920 amino acids)
Molecular function (GO): protein binding
Source: RefSeq, a predicted model, not a curated record